This is a messenger RNA of Blumeria graminis f. sp. triticale, 1440 nucleotides long. The record is from the annotation of a GenBank genome assembly. Lineage: Eukaryota; Fungi; Ascomycota; Leotiomycetes; Helotiales; Erysiphaceae.
AUGGACAUCUGGGAAACCAUCGUGUCUCAAUCAUCCCUUCUUGGUCUCGUAAUACCAAUUGAUGUGCCUGCAGAAAUACGGCAUAUUGUUAACCGUGCCUUCGUUGCAGGCAAGGCUUCUGGAUCUGGAACUGUAAUCAACUACAGUGAGCUGUAUCCUACUCCCUAUACGGAUAUACAGAAACAAGUAAUCAAUGACACCUGUUUUCUUGGACAAGGACUUUCUAUUCAAGCCUUGCAACCUAUCACUCACUAUUCACCAUAUUCUGAAACCCACAACUCCUCUAUUCCCAACUUUCCCAACCCUGAUAAAUUUGAUGGAACCAGGUCACAAUUUGGCUAUUUCAUGACGCAGUUGCAACUAUUAUUUCGUUCAAAUCCAUCUGCAUUCAGUUCGGAUAUAUCCCGGAUUCUAUUGGCUGGAUCAUAUCUCACUGGUCCGGCAUUUAUGUGGUUUAAGCCUCAUGUUAGCCAAAAUAACGGUGAUGUAUCCUUUAAAUCUUUCGCUACUUUCAUUGACGCUCUCCGAAGUGCAUUUGAUGACCCCGACCCGUACUCAACUGCAGAGAGGGAAUUAAACUCUAUAUGUCAAACAGGCUCUUGUUCGACUUACUUUGCUAAGAUUUCAUCUAUAUUCUCUCGACUCGGCUGGUCUGAGCAGAAAUGUCUCAUCCACCAUUUCAGAAAAGGGUUAAGGGAAAAUAUCAAGGACGCAUUAGUUGGAAUGGAUAAACCUGAAUUGUUUGCGGAAUAUGCAGCCCUAUGUAUAUCCCUAGAUAACCAGCUAUACGCUCGACAGCGUGAAAAGGAGCUGGAGAUUCAAAAAACAUAUACAAGGCGCGAGAACGCUCAGUCACACCGAUUUUCGAAUAUUCCCAUGCCAUUAAAUUCUUCGUCACCUGCCCCAGCUUCACUAACUCGUGAUACAAAUUGGCUAGACAACUUAAAGGUGGAAAGAGCAGCUCGAAAGGCCUUUAGAUGGAAACAUGGAUUGUGUGCCUAUUGUGGAAACAAAGGCCAUAAAAUACCUACAUGCCCCGAUAUUUUGUCUCGCCCAAAUCAAAGCUUAUUCUCACAGCCAUCGAGUGUGGAAUCUGAGGACCCAAUCUCCUAUCACCAUGAAACAAUAUCUAGAAAAAACAAAUUUUACCAUUCUGCUGUAUCUCUCUACAAUAAAUCCGAAAUUCACUCUUUUGACUUGGGGAAUGAAAAACCCCUCACAAUCACAUCCGUUUUAGAAAGUAGUAUAAAAGCUCUUACAAUGUUAGAUUCAGGAGCUUCAACUUCGUUCAUCGACGAGCUCUUUGUAAAGAAAAAUAAUCUCAUCUCAAGGAAGAAGAAGAUACCACUUGUGGUAAGGGUAGUGGAUGGUCGACAAUUAUCCUCAGGACUUAUUGCCCACGAAAUUGAUUUAAUGCUGUCAAUUGCAAACCAAUCAUAA